UGAGGCUGUGGCCGCGCAGUCACCUGACAUAUUCAGCCUGACGCGCACUUUUGCGUCACCCCGUGAACAGACACCUUAGUCUUCAUCUCUUUCUCGCAAGUCAUAAGCCAUCGUGACAUCUCGCUUCUUCCUUCCAUUGAUCUUGCCAUCAAUUAAUUAAUCGCAACGGAAUUGGUGCUCAUCCUGGGGUUCGGCAACAUGGUCUUUACCGACAUUUGGACUUGCUCUGAAACUGCAGGUGGUUGUGGGGCAGAAAAUCCGGACUGGCAUUCAUUCUGUCCGGUGUGUGGCACAUAUCCAGGCAAUCUUCAAACCCCCCAUCCGACAGCCCAGGUCCCAGUGAACACCUUCGAAGAACAGCAGUCUCGUGAGCACACUAAACCUUCAGUGGAGCAGCCUAUUUUAGCCAAUGCAGAGCGGACCAUCUUGGCCAGAACCACUGCAGCUCCUGCUCCUAGAGAGGAUCCGACUCAACUUCAACAGCGAAACAGGCCGUCGUCCGAUGUUGACGCGACGGUUCCAGUCUGUGAUAUGGCUGUAUCUCGGGAUAGCCUGGUCAUAACAUCGCCCACUACGAAUGUUGUUGAAGGUUUUGACCAUCAAAUUUCAGGAAGUGCGUUGACGGAAGAACAUGAACCCCUACCUAGGUCCACUCAAAACGAGUCGAGGGGUAUAGGGUAUGAGUGGGACCAGAAAUCGAAAGUAUCGGACACAUCAGACUCUAUAUUCUCCAUAGAAUCCUCGGAGACGUCGGCAACAGCAAUCUCUAUGGACAGUGGAUUUACCGUCGCUCAGAUCCAGAACGCCACAAAAGCUUUCAUCUCCAUCCUAGUGGACGAUGAUAUAUUGGCGCCUUUGUAUGAGAAUGCUCGUAACGAUAUCAAGAUUGGGCCAAAGAGAUUGCGAAGGCAUAUCCGUGAGGCUGUCAAAAUAUAUGCCGAAAAUCUCGAAGAAGAAGCCGGCGACCGUCUCGAGUUUGCGGCUUGCCGUCUCGUUCAAACAAAGGCGGGCCAUGCUGCUCGAUAUAUCGCCAGCGGAUGGGAUGGGUACAACCAACCAGAAGAAUCUGUCAAUGAUCGCAGCCGAGUACCCGGGAAUCUAGAAGAUAGCUCAGAAGAAGAAAGUGUCGAACGACCUGUACGCGAGACCCAAUUUCGAGACCUGGAGGCCUUUCGUCGGUUCCUGACGGAGAGCAAUGCCUAUACGAUACUGCGAGCGCAAAUACAAGCUUUCUGUACGAAAACCCCGACCGCACUACUGAGUGUGCGUCCAAUUGGUGAGCUGAAGUUGCCAACGGACGCGACGAGCCAUUCGCAAGUUCUGCAAUACGUGCAGUAUCCUUACGAAGAGAGUUCGUCGAACCGAUACUACCAUAAGGGCAGGGAAGUGGGGUUGAUACCUGCCACCGAAAACAGCACGAAGCUCACAUGGCGUGUAUGGCAGAAAGAUGCACAGAACUUGGUGAAUGGCCUCCACCUAGGUUUCGACUGGGCUUUCAUGGUCAAAGCUGCUCUUUUGUCCCUGAUAGACAUUGUCUUUCUAUUGACUGACGACUUUCUUAUUGCGACAGGACAUUUGGAAUCUCCACUGGAAGUAGGCUGGACUCGGAUAAGAACUGAAUGUAGCUGUGGCGAUCGAUUUUUCGACGAUUACAAGGGGCUAACGAUGGGUGGUAUGGGGACAUUGGUACAAGAGAUGAAGCAGCCUUCAGUCAAUGCCAAGAUCAAGGUCAUUCCCUAUCGCACGGGAAUCAAGACACAGCAAUACACGGCUCGACUUUCGAUGUGGUUGCGUCGUAUCGGUAGCAGUCUUUCGGCAGCAUUCUCGUGGCACGACCGGACCCCUAUAGAUCUGCCGCACUUCAACGUUGGUGAAACAGCUUCUGUGACGAGUACCACUACUAUAGGCAGCUCAAAGCAACAUCGAGAUCCAAUUCAUCUGAUGACUUGCCUGGAUCGUGGUCACAACGGACCCGUACUACUUCAAAUUGACGUUCGCGCCAUCACGAACGACCAAGCACUCUUUAGCCUUCUCAGACACCAGAUAGCUCGAAGUCGUAAUCGUUUGCUUCGUGCUUUAUCCUGCCGUUGCAUACAGGGGAUAUACUUCCGCAAAUUUUGUCUAUACAGCCGUAGUCACGUCGAUAUGCGUGACCACGACGAGUCUUGUCUUCCUGCAACGUCAACAGCGAGUCACUGCGAGUGCUUACAUCCAGUACACAUAGUUGAGCCUUUUCCCAACGCAGAGUACCGCUGCGACAUCCCUUGCCCUCCGGAUACCUGGCCACCUGUCGGUUCGAGCAGAUUGGUUCACAUGCUAAAAUGCCCAUCUACCAUCAACGAGAAAUGUACCCGAGUCCUGUACCAAGUACCCAAACGUGUCACAGGAGAGCUAUCGGAAUGUGAUGACCAGCCAGCUGACGGAUGGGGUUUUUACUUCAAAGACGGCUGGGAUUUCGAUACAAUAAUCACGAUCAGCUUUGUCAUCCUCAUGUUAGCGAGUCUACUUUUUGGAGUUUGUUGGUCUGUGCUAAAGAAGGACAUACAGGCCGCAUUUGGGGUGAGUGCAUAUAUGGUAACUGUUUGUGGUUUGUUCGUCGCUUUGAUUGUGGGUAAGACAGGGAAAGCAGGGUGAGAGGAUGGUAGUGUCAUCGGCAUUGAACUCAUUUCCCGAGUUUGACUGAUCUCUAAGUCUAUGAGUUGAUUAAUCUUCACGAGAUUUGGCACAGUCAGCCUUCACUCAUACAAAACCUCCAUAUUUAGAAUUAGAAUUCCAUUGCA
Molecule: messenger RNA, 2780 nt
Organism: Alternaria alternata
Lineage: Eukaryota; Fungi; Ascomycota; Dothideomycetes; Pleosporales; Pleosporaceae
Exons: 3
Coding region: 199-2634 (811 amino acids)
Source: RefSeq, a predicted model, not a curated record